Colletotrichum lupini is the source of this 1194-nucleotide messenger RNA. RefSeq names its product centromere/microtubule-binding protein cbf5. NCBI's taxonomy places the organism in Eukaryota, Fungi, Ascomycota, Sordariomycetes, Glomerellales, Glomerellaceae. Gene Ontology annotation, cellular component: Hrd1p ubiquitin ligase ERAD-L complex; endoplasmic reticulum membrane. The record is from RefSeq and is a predicted model, not a curated record. The coding region runs from base 1 to 1194 and encodes 397 amino acids. The transcript is spliced from 7 exons. Gene Ontology annotation, molecular function: misfolded protein binding; ubiquitin-specific protease binding. Gene Ontology annotation, biological process: endoplasmic reticulum unfolded protein response.
AUGAGGUGGGGCAUUGCCCAAUCAUCACCCCUCAACUCUUUCCCCAGCUCGCCCCCAAAAGGAGAGGACACGGGUCAGGAACAGAGCUUAGGUGACCAACACCAACACAUCAGCGCUUGCAGCCUGGCCAAUUUGCUAGCUGCCUUGCCAUCUGCAACAUCACCACAUUCUCUCCUUUGCUGGACAUUGGAAAAUAUGUCCGAGUUCCUCGAUGCCUACUGGCAGGCGCCGCCUGUUGCAAGAACAUUUGCAACAGCCGCGUUCGUCACCUCUCUUUCUGUUCUCCUGGGCGUCGCAAACGGAUACUGGUUCAUCUUCAUGCCCCAGUUUCUCUUCCAGAUCCCGCCUCAGAUUUGGCGUCUCGGGACCAACUUCUUGCUCACCGGCCCCCAACUUGGCCUGCUCUUUGACACGUACUUCCUGUACCACUACCUGACGGCGCUCGAGGUCGGCAACCCUAGGUUCGCCAGGCGCGAGGAUGUCAUCUGGUAUCUCAUGUUCGUUUGCACUGUCAUCACGCGGUUCCUGGAAAUGAGGAAGAUUACCCUCACGGCGCGACCCGUCCUCUUUCGCUUUAGGGACGUGGCUUGUGGCGUGGGCAUGCGCCCUACAUAUCAACACCUGAACUCUGGGUUUUUGUUUCUCUUGUUCACUGUUUAUACCAUUGUCAUGACCAUCAUUAUCAUCAUCCAGCUUCGGCCCAAAGGAGCAUGCGCUAAUAUCGCACAGGCACUCUGCACCUACCUCAUGGGCGGAGGAGCCUUCCUGCCGGCUUUGAUUCUCGCCAUGUGCCGUACCGUCACCCAAGACCAGCGUGGGAUGAAGGCCAACUUUUACUUCGUCACCAUCCCCGCCCAGCUCACUCCGUUCUGCAUGAUGCUCGUGUCGUUGCUGUUCCCUGGCGGAUACUACACCGCUAUGCUCCAGCUUAUGGGCUUCCUGGCCGCUCACCUCUACGAUUUCCUGUCCCGCGUGUGGCCUGAGUUCAGCGGAGGCAGCAACCUGAUCCCUACACCCGGCUUCCUGUCUCGUCUUGUGCAGACGCCUCGCUUUAAUCAGCGUGGAUACGGAACCGCUGUUCGCGGUGGUGGUGGCUCCGCCCAAACUUCGGGUAGCAGCACUGGUGUAUCACAGGGCGGCGGUGUUUUGCCCGAGUCGUGGAGGACAAGAGGACCUGGCAGACGUCUGGGUUAA